Canariomyces notabilis is the source of this 3620-nucleotide messenger RNA. RefSeq lists its product as uncharacterized. The transcript is spliced from 3 exons. Gene Ontology annotation, biological process: Golgi to plasma membrane transport; exocytosis. The record is from RefSeq and is a predicted model, not a curated record. Lineage: Eukaryota; Fungi; Ascomycota; Sordariomycetes; Sordariales; Chaetomiaceae. The coding region runs from base 124 to 3279 and encodes 1051 amino acids. Gene Ontology annotation, cellular component: exocyst.
CUGACAUCCUUCCAUUAUCGUUUGAGAGAAGGGACCUUGGCAAUGCAAAUGGAAGCAGCGGACUGAGCAGAGAGCGUAUCGUCAUCCUAGUUCACCAACCCUGGCAGCUGCCUAAGCUACACCAUGGCCGACGUGGAGCGAAACGUCCUCGAUUUCUAUCAAAUAUCCAGUCUCAAUUUUGCCCAAUGGCCGGCGGAGAAAAACAAUGACAGCGACGCAUCCGAGGAAGAGACGACUAAGAAGAAGGCGAACAGGAGGAAAUCGAGGUAUCAGGCUCUGGAAAGAGCCGUGAGCACCAGGAGCAGCAUUGUCCCGGGCUCCGAGAACUCUGGGAGCGGUGUAGGCAACCUGGUGCAGAAGGACGAACCCGAUCCUCUGGGCACGACCGACAGCGUCGUGCGUACGCUCAAACAUCUGGGUGUCCCGCUGCAGGAUGACUUGAAGCUUCGAAACCGGUUCCUCCUCUCCUCAACCACCUUCUCGCCGGCGCUGUUCCUGUCGCAAAUGCAUGCCACGGCCGACACGCAAUCCCUGAUAAACGGUCUUGAGGUGCUCUCCCAGUCCAUCGACCAAAAGUCCGCAUCUCUCAAAGUCCUUGUCGAAUCCAAUUUCGAGCGCUUCGUGCGCGCAAAGGCCACCAUCGACAAUGUCUACAAGGAAAUGAAAUAUCGUGGCGCGGAUCCCACUCCUCCACGUGCCAGGGGCCACUCUCGCCAUGCCAGCAGGAAUAGUUUUCGAUCUGGCAGCGGGCCUGUUGCCAUUGCCAGUCCGCUUUCGCCCGCGACGGACCCGCGCAAGAAGAAUGCGCUCAUAAAGGAGAGCGAAUACGGUGUCUUGGGUGUAAAGGCACCGCUGCUUGACGUGUCAGCGAAAGCCGAGGAGGUUUGGGGGCCUGCGCUAGGCGGACGGGAGAAAGAGGAACAGCUCAAAGAAGUAGCAUCCUCUCUCGAUCAGUACAAGGAAUAUGUCGAGACGAGCGUCGCAAUCGCCGAUAGCAUCAAGCGUAAGGACCACGAGACCCUAGUUGAGGAGUACACCAAAGCGAGAAGAUUUGCCGAUGAAGCCAAACAGCUCGCCCAGGAGGUUGCAUCCUCGCAGCCAACCGAGGACCAGUUGCGCCGUAUCCUCCUGGCGGCGCGCAUGUGGCAUGAUGUUGAGGAGCAGAUCCAGGUUUUCAAGCGCGACGUAUGGCGAAGGCUAAUCUCUCCUUUCAACAUGACAAAAACUGAGGCGCCGGGCCAACCCGAGGAUGAACGGCACAUGGAACUGAUCACCCUUCUGCUGGAAUUGGGUGUCGAAGAUAACCCCAUUUGGGUUUGGCUGUUGAGUCGAUACGAUUACCUGAAGAGCAAAAUCCAGUCCACAGCUGAGCGAUCCAAGGUCGAGAUUGAAAUCCUGCGUCGGCGCCUGGCGAAUGCCGAGAAGCCGAGUCCCCAGACCAUUGCAUCUCAUAUGCGCACCCUUGGUCGGCAGUCUAUGGAGACAAGGACCAAGACAUUUGAUUCUGCGGAUGUGGUUGAACUCUGGGAAAUGAAUGUUGCCUUCAUCAGCAACCUUCUUUCUCCUCAGGGCAUCUUGGGCCAGGUGCUCGAAUUCUGGCAGACUGUUCAAGGAUUCAUUGAUGGAAAGACGCAGAGGAGUCUGCCAGUCGGCUACAACGGGGAGUCCAAGGAGCAUCAUCGGCUCUCCCAACAGGGGACCGUUGAUCUCCAGAAAGGUACCGUUGAGUUGGUUAGCAUGAUCCGAGAGCAUGUUCUCAUGUUCUUUGCCGGACCCCCUCCCGAAGAUAUCUCGCUACUAUUCUCUCCAUUGCCGCUAACUCCAAGCACACCCGGUACUGCGUCAAUCUCCGGCGCUCUUACACCAAGGGAUCCUCGCUUUAACCUUGAUCCAAGCAACCCGCCUCCGCCAUCUCCAAAAAGAGGCGAGGCAUGGGAGAAGUUUGCUUUCUGGCCCCCUUGGUCGAACUCUCUCAGCGGUGUGCAUUACCUCUCCAAGAUGCUGGCCCUUGUUGGUGCCGGCGCAUCGGACAUGGCUUCCAUUUCCCCGGUUGGCCAAGGAGAUGUGGCCGAGGUGGAACGGGUGAAGACCUUAGUUGGGGUUGCUCGAGAGCGAUGCGUGACAGCGCUCUGCGCGGCCUGGAACCGGGAUGCAGAAAACAUCAAAUAUGUUGAGGACUGGAACCGUUCGCCGGACAGUAAGGACGUGACUAAGAUGCCCACUAGCUUUGCGGCAUUUGAGGGAGCGCUUCUCGGUGGGAUGCAGAAGAUCCUCUACAUUUCUGAAGCCAUGUCGAAACCGGGAGCGGGGGAUAUUGUCCUCCCUCCGCCGACAAAGUUGCUGCAGAUGGUGCGCAGCCAAUAUGUGACAACACUCUACAAGGCCCUCAGCGGAAUGGUGGAGAACGCUGAGCGGUUUCCCAAGAAGUCGGACGACGACUGGACCGUGGACACCGACGGCUAUGUGCUCGUGAAUGCACCGGCAGACGCGCGCCUUUCCGUGUCUGCGGUUGGCGGGCCCACCAUUGAUGCCACCGAUAGAAACAUCCGCAUGCUCUUGACCCUCAGCAACCUGCAAGCCCUCCGCUCGACCGUAGUCCCCAGCCUUAACACCCAGUUCGAGAACGCCUUCUCGGUCAAGCUCACCGAGGAGACCAAGACCAUCCGUGACGUCCUCGGUCAGAUCGACGCCCGCCUUUUCCAGUCGUACACGCGCCCCUCAAUCGAGAACCUCCGCCGCAUCAUCCGUGCCGGCGUCUCGGCGCCCGACUGGGUGCCGCCGCCGGGGUCCAAGCCGCGCGAGGUGCGGCCGUACGUCUACGAGGCCCUGCUCGGCCUUGUGCUGGUGCACACGCAGGUGUCGACGACGGCCGCGUCGCUGACGACGCAGGUGCUCUCGUACCUACUCGAGCAAGCUUCGCGGGAGCUGCUCGAGGCCUUCAAGACGCGGGCCCGCUACAACCUCGAGGCACUCAUGCAGGCCACGCUCGACGUCGAGUUUGUCGCCCAGACGCUGAGCCACUACACGACGGACCGCGCGUCGGAGCUGCAGAGCGCCAUCUACCAAGAGCUCGACGGCCGCACCGACAACGACGCGCGCGCCCGCCUGCAGGCCGAGCUGCCCGAGAUGCGCGCCGUGCUUAAGCGCCUGCGCGAGGCCAGCAAGACCGAGUUUGCCUGCUUCCGCAAGCCCAAGAGGGCCGCCGGCGGCGCCGGCUCUGCCGGCUCGCAGGCCGCGCUGGACAGGAGGGAUACAGUGGGCAGUGACCGGGAGAGGUGAGCGUGUGGUUGGUCCUCGGGGAGUAAAUUAUUUGUGUUGUUUUCCUGCCAAUGCAUGCAGAGAGAUCCUUCUGUCUGUACAGUUACAUGGAUACCACUUUACGUCACGCAACAGUGGUGCUGUAGUUCUUUCCCCGGGCCCCAACAAGCAGAAGAGUGACCGAUUCUGUAUUCUCGUCUAUCAAACCCGUGAAAACGCUAACAAUGGGGUAUUUCUCCCCAACAUUCCAACCGUCCGAGACACCGAUGUGACAGCUGUUUCGUUCUAUUUCCCUUAAUCCUGAGCAAGAAGCAACCAGAUGUUUCUUUUUUAGGGCCUUCCCAAUCGCUACAUUAUACCAU